UUAGUUAUAUUUAUGCAACCAACAAGUAAACACAGAAGUGACUUAAACAAAAGUUUAACGAAAAAUUAAAUUAAAUAAACAAAAACAAAAAACUCAAAUAAGUAGAUCUUACAUUUAAUAAGAAAAAAAAAUUAAAAUAAAAAUCCCUAAUUAAACCGGUACAGAAAGUACGUUAAAAAUUUCACGUUCAAUUUGAAGCAGCUAUGACGUCACUUAUAAAUACAGUUCUUCUUUUAGGAAUUACACUUUUAUACCUCAAAAACUUCACUACAGCGGCUACCAUUACUUCUACGAAGGAAUCGCCAAAGAAGAGUAUAUUUGACACUAAUUUAUUUCCCUUAACUAUUGAAGGUAAUACUACCGAUUCUCCAGUUACUAAUGCACCUGUUCAAGAGUUCCCAAAACACAACAUAUCUGCAACUGAUAUAUUUUCCCUUAUAGUAAGGGAAAAGCCCACUGAUCCUAGUCAAAAUUCCUUAAAGCAUGGACAAUCUACCGUUAUAAUUGAAAACAAAUCGGUGGAGAAUUUUACUACCACUGCACCAAUAGAAGAAUCCCUUAGUAAUAAUAUAUCUACAACCGAUUUAUUUUCUCUUAUAAUUGGGGAUAAAUUUCUGGAUUCGUCUACUACUACAUAUAGUCAAGAAUCAUCCAAGCAUAAACAAUCGGCCGUUACAAUUGAGGAUAAAUUAUCGGAGAAUAUGGAGAAUACUCCAAUAACCUUGGAACCUGCUUCAGAGUCUGAAAAUGAUAAUUUAUUUGAGUUAUUUUCUCUUAUUUUUGAAAAUAAUCCUAAGGAGGAUAUAGUCUUGGCAACAACAACAACGACCAUGGCACCUAGUCAAGAACUCUCACAUAAUCAUAAUCUAUUUGCAGCCGAUUUAUUUAGUGCUUUAGUUAAGGGAAAAUCUGCAGAAAAUAUAGUCUAUUCUCCAGCUUCUAUACAGACUUGUAUGGCUUUAGCAUUUAUUGGUGCUGAAGGUGAAACUGCUAAAGAAUUGCGAGAGGUUUUGAGAUUAGGGGAGGGAGAUAAGUUGCAAGUGGCCAAAGAAUUUAGAGAAUUUUUAAAAACUGCCCUUAAAGCUGAAAGUGUGGUAGAAGAAAGACCAGAACUGCAAAUAGCCAAUCGUUUGUAUGUUAAUGAACAACUUAAAGUUGAUAAAGAAUUUCAAAAAAUGGCCCAAGAAUAUUUUCAUACCCAAGCUGAGGCCAUAAAUUUUAGUGAUAAUACCAAGGCUGUGGAAAAAAUCAACCAAUGGAUAGAACAGCAUACGGAAAAUAAAAUAAAAGAUGUUUUAGAUACGAAUGCCGUUAAUCAGGACACUAAUGCUGUUAUAGUUAAUGCCAUUUACUACAAAGCCAAAUGGUUAAAUCCCUUUAGUGUGUCCAGUACUUCGACAUCUAUAUUUCAUGUGAACUUAAACGAUAGCAUGGAAGCUGAAAUGAUGUACAAUGAAGACUAUUAUAGAUAUGCCGAUCUGCCGGAAUUGAAAGCCUCAGCUUUAGAAAUGCCUUAUGAAAAUAGUGACAUUUCAAUGUUGUUCAUAUUGCCAAACGAUAUAGAGGGUUUGGAAGAUUUAGAAUUAAAACUAAGAGGUAUGGAUUUGAAUGAGAUUACUGCAAAGAUGUCGUUUAGAAAGGUAGAUGUUUAUGUGCCGAAAUUUAGAAUAGAAUUUGAUAUUAAUUUGAAAGAACCUUUAGAGAAGAUGGGCUUAACAACAACAUUUACACCCGAUGCUAAUUUUAAGGGAAUUUUCUCUACGUCACAGUUCCAAGGUAUAUCGGAAGUCAAGCAUAAAGCAUUUUUAGAUGUUAAUGAAGCUGGAUCCGAGGCAGCUGCUGCUACAUUUGCCACUCUAACAACAUUGAGCGCCGUUUUUGAUGAGCCCACUUUCCAUGCCGAUCAUCCGUUUAUUUUUGCCAUACGCAGUAAAUCGGUCGUAUAUUUUGCUGGACAUGUAGCCAAGAUGUAGACUGCAGAAAUUCUACAUAAAUUUCGUUUUAAUGUUUUAGUGAAUUAGACAGAAAUAUAUAUUUUAAGACUAACUAAGAAAUCCGUUUAUUGGGUUUUAUAUUCUCAUAAAGGAGAGAAGUUAUAGAUUCAUUUACUGAUCAAGUUUUUAAUUUAAGCUUUUUAAUGCUAAGUUUUAAAUUUUAAGUUCAAAUAAAAUUUAAACAAUUUUUAAAAAA
Lucilia cuprina (Australian sheep blowfly) is the source of this 2190-nucleotide messenger RNA. RefSeq names its product serine protease inhibitor 42Dd-like. NCBI's taxonomy places the organism in Eukaryota, Metazoa, Arthropoda, Insecta, Diptera, Calliphoridae. Gene Ontology annotation, molecular function: serine-type endopeptidase inhibitor activity. The transcript has 4 exons. The record is from RefSeq and is a predicted model, not a curated record. Bases 204 to 1973 code for a protein of 589 amino acids.